Molecule: messenger RNA, 2876 nt
Organism: Petromyzon marinus (sea lamprey)
Lineage: Eukaryota; Metazoa; Chordata; Hyperoartia; Petromyzontiformes; Petromyzontidae
Gene: PMEL
Product: premelanosome protein
Cellular component (GO): plasma membrane
Source: RefSeq, a predicted model, not a curated record
UCACAUGGCUACUCCCGUCAGGACGUCUCAUUCAUUAAGCCCCAUCAUGUGAAUCCAUAAAGGGGCACGUGGUGCGGGCAGGGAUUCCUUCUCUCCCUCCCGAGCUCCCCGUCGUCUCCCUGGUCAUCUCCCUGGUGCGUCCGUCUCUCUGUCACAUUCCCCUGGAGACAUCGCGCGCUGCCCGCCUCUCUGUCCAUCUCCCUGACUGCAUCUCUCGCCUCUUCCCUGGAGGCAUGGACAGGCCGGCGGUGCUGCUGCUGGCGGCGGUGGUCGGAGUCGCGUUCACGGUGUCGCGAUGCGACUGCACGAGGCGAUGGGGACCCUCGCCGCACCACCGCCACGGGCCGCCGCGACGGGAGACCAGGGGACCCGUGGACCCCGGAGUCCUGCCGGGGUGGCCCGCCAACGAUCCUCGCUGGCUCGGUGCCGGAGGAGGCGCCCGGGUCACGGUGGAGGUCACCAACGACUGCCCGACCCUGACCGGGGCGCGGGCCACGUUCAGCGCGCGCCUCCGCGUCCCCCGGGAGCUCGAGGCGGCGUGGAGAGACGCGGAGCCCCUCAACGACGCGCACCCAGACUGCGGCUCAGGGAGGCACCCUGGACCCUACCGGGGAGGCAGAGAGGACCUCCUCAGCGGGGACCCGGCGAGGAAGGGGCCACGCUUCGUCUACGUGUGGAGCGGCCUGGGUCGCUCGUGGCAGGUGCCCGGUAACGCGACCUCUGGGCUGGUGCUGGAGACGCGGGGGGUCCCCCUGGGCUCGCACCCCGUGUCCCUCGUGGUCUACCGUCGUGGGGGCUCCCGACAGUUCGUGCCCGUGGCACGCGCCUCCUCGCAGUUCGCCGUCACGGACCAAGUCCCCUUCUCGGUGGAGCUCAGCCAGUCCGCCGUAGCAGCCGCGGGCUCCGGGCAAGAAGAAGAGUUAGCGGUGGGGGGUGAGGACGCGAGAUCGCCGGGGCCGCGGCGGCAGCGCUUCGUGGCCGGGCCCAACGUGCUGUUCGAGGCGCGGCUGCACGACCCGAGCGGCUUCCUGCGCGGAGCCGACGUCUCCUUCUCGUGGGACUUCGGGGACGGCUCGGGCCUCCUCAUCUCUCGCCUCGCGCACGCCCUCCACUCGUACGCCGGGCCCGGCGCGUACGCGGCGCGGCUCGCCGUGCAGGCCACCGUGCCCGCGCCCUGCGCCACCACCGCCGCCGCCGCCGUCAGCGCCGCCACCGGCACCGGUACGGCCGCAGCCAGCGCCGCUACAGCCACCGCGGUAACAACGACGGCAGCCGCCGCCGGCAACACCACGACAGCGGCUACUGACGCCACCGUGGUCGGCAGCACCACGGAGAGCGCCUCCACUGCUGCCCCGGGGGAGCCCAGCGCCACCACAUCCCGCGCAGUUGGAGGGGGUCUCACAGUCGCCGAACCGUACGGCACCACCGCCAUCCCCAGCUCCCCGAGCGGGACCUCUGCACCGUCGCGAGUCCUCGACGGAGCCGCCGCCGCCGCUGCCCGGGAGAGUCCGGAGCUGAACCUCCUCCUCCUCCUGAGCCAGGAGUUAUCCGGGCAGGAUCGCCCCACCGACUGUCCCCUCUAUCGCUACGGCACCUACAGCACCACGGUGGAGGUCGUGGAUGGAAUCGCCACGGCGGAGGUGCGGAGGGCCGUGUCGGUGGCGCAAGGGGGAGUGCACUUCUUCACACCGCACGCUCUGCUCGACUUCGAGGUGGAAAGCCACGGCGGCAGUACCCCCACGAAGCUGUGCAGCGAGCUUCUCUCCGAGGACUGCGCCGACUCGCUGGGAGAGGCGGCGUGCGAGCCCGUGGCCCCGGGCACCUGCGCGGCCGAUUCCCGGGUUUGCUCCCUGGUCCUGCGCCGGGAGUUCCACUCCGCGGGGAGCUACUGCCUUCGGGUGACCGUGGCGGACGCACUCAGCAGAGCCUCCGCCACCACUCGCCUGAGCCUCCAGAGCAUCUCCGAGUCGGCCUCACUGGAAGCCGCUGUCAUCAUUGGAGCCUUCGCGGUGGUGCUGGUGAUUGGACUUGCAGUUCUCAUGCACAGGCGAGGAGCGCUCACGGCUGACGCCGCCACCGCGUGGAGCCGCCCGGGAGAGGAGGAGGAGGAGGCGGCGGGGGCGGUGCGGGGAGGCGGCGGUGUCGGCGCGGGGUCGCGGUGGCCGCGGCGGUGGUGGCUCAGUGGCCUCGGCGCCAGCGUGCGCGACCUGCUGGCCACCCAGAGCGACACCAAGCACGCCCUGCUCGUCAACGCCUGACGGGGGCCGUUCCCCCACCCCGCCCUCGCCAGGGGACACGGCGCUGUCUGCUGCUGCUGCUGUCUCCUGCUGCUGCUGUUGUUGUCUCCUGCUGCUGCGCCCACGGUCACACUAAACCAUGAUGGCCCCAGUGCUGGCGAUUGAAGCAGCGCUUCAUAGAUGUUGUGAGAUAAACACUCCGUGUGAUUCCUCCCCCCCAACACCACCACCGAUUGACUUCUCAUGAUUCGGGGUCGUAAUUAUAUUUGCGAUGAUGAGGAUGAUGACAUUGUCUUGUUGUCUGUAGGCUCGUGUCUGUCUCGUUUGUAACGUUUAGUUUGUAUUGUCUGUCCUGUUUCUCAUCCUUACCGUCUCGUUUGUGUUGUCCGUGGAUUUUAUAUUGUCUCGUUUGUAUUGUACCGUAUCAUUUGUUCUGUGCAUAUCGUUUGCAUUGUCUGAUUUGUGUGCUCGUUUUUACUGUAUUCGUUGCAUUGUCCGUGUCUUUUGUACCGUCUCGUUUGUGUUGUCCGUCUGAUCCCGCCACGUUCGCCCCAUCAGCCCAUUACCCCGAAGUGUAACUUGCUUGUAAUUUGCAUACGCGUUCCAUCAAUAUAAAAUUACAGAAUCUUACACGCUUGA